ACGAAGUAACCUUGACGGCCCUGUACUUACACUAACUGAAACAAGACAAGAUGGCAAGAAGACGGAGCUCAAUCUAUUACCAUAUAUAUAGACGUUUGUUUCUUCCUGCGGCGUACAUCAUGGCGUUCAUUAAUACGGUAAGAGGGAUCUAUAAUAGGCCAAGGUACACAAGGGCUUAUAUUAUACGUAGGAGAUCAACCUUAGAAUCUUGGUCUUUCCGUCACAUGAAAGUUCAUUACUGCGACAAGCCUAAAAGUGCCUCGAAGCUAUAUUCAUGGUACGGAGAAUGCAACGCCAAAAGCAGCCCAAAAUGCUCGUGCCCAAGGGAGGAAUCAUCGAAGGACAACAAGCACAAUAACUGUACCAGAAAACCCGCCAUGAUGUCCUCUGGGUCGAGGAGAUAUGUCCCAAAAUGCCUGAAGCAACCACAAUUCCACGAUCACACGGCUUCCCUCCACUCCUGCUUGUUGCCUCAGAGCGUGUGGGAAGGCCAGUUCAAUGUCUAGCAUUCCCUGGUAAAAGAAGUCUGACGAACGAUCCGCAUCCAGCAACCGACGG
Sodiomyces alkalinus F11 is the source of this 558-nucleotide messenger RNA. RefSeq lists its product as hypothetical. The record is from RefSeq and is a predicted model, not a curated record. Lineage: Eukaryota; Fungi; Ascomycota; Sordariomycetes; Glomerellales; Plectosphaerellaceae. Bases 51 to 506 code for a protein of 151 amino acids. The transcript is spliced from 3 exons.